UGUCAGUGUCACUCAAGCUGCAAGCUCUGGCCUGUUUCUCACCACCCAGUAUUCGUCGCCCUUAUCUACCAGGUCAGACAUUUGCUGGCCAUAGCAACCUCCCCUCUUCCCGCCGCAAUGGCGGACACGCAAUAUCCGGGCGAAAUGCGACUCAGCCAGGAUGGCUACUGCGCCAUGCGCGGCUCCUGUGGUUCUAAGGACUGGUUCGGCAAGCCCCUGCCAUGCCCAUAUGACGGACCUGCUUCGCAGGAUAAUGUCGACCGCGACCUCCUAGUCUCAUUGUGUGGUGCCGAGUAUGCGGACCGACCGACAUGCUGCACGACGACCCAAUUGGAGACCCUGCGCGACAACAUUGGUUUGGCGGAGAACAUCAUAUCCUCCUGUCCCGCAUGCCGCAAUAACUUUCGCCAAUUCUGGUGCACCUUCACAUGCUCACCCAACCAAGCGACCUUCCUCAAUGUCACUUCCACACAGGAGACGCACACCGGGCAAGAAGGUGUCAAGUCGGUAGACUUUCAUGUCUCGGAGCAUUUUGGCAAGGGCUUCUACGACAGCUGCAAAAGCAUACAGAUGGGUGCCACCAAUGGCUACGCGAUGGACCUCAUCGGAGGAGGCGCGAAGAACUACUCCGCGUUCCUCAAGUUCAUGGGAGACGAGAAGGACAUGGGCAGCCCCUUCCAGAUCAACUAUCCGAGCGAACCUCCAGAAGACAUGACCUUUUUCGACGCGACGCCGCGCAAUUGUUACGACAACGACCUCAGCAGCCGCUGCGCUUGCAUUGACUGUCCGGACGUCUGCAAAACUCUCCCCGACAUACCGCCGCCGAGUUCAGGCAUGACAUGUCAUGUAGGCCUCAUCUCGUGCCUGUCCUUCGUCCUCCUCGUCGCAUAUGGGAUUGCUGUUGCAUCCUUCAUCCUGGGCUAUGGUCUGCAGUUGACCAUUCGGAGGCGCAAAUCAUACGAGCGUGUUGCACUGUCCACGGAUGCGGCUUCGGAACACAUCUCCCCUCGCACGCACGCACGAGGUCUUGUCGGCGCGUCGUCCCUCGCACAGUACGUCGACGGAGAAGAGUCUCUGGGCACACAAUCCGACUCACGGAACCUCGGACGUGGCGCGUCGCUGCUGGAUCCCAUCGAAACAGUCCAGCCUAGGCAAUAUCGACUGAACAACCUGCUGCGUCGUUCUUUCUACCGAAUCGGCUUGACCAUGGCAUCCUAUCCUUUCCUGUCGCUCUGCGGCAGCUUCGUCGUCAUUGGUGCCCUUCUUUCCGGUUGGAGUCGGUUCUCCGUCGAGACGGAGCCAGUACGGUUGUGGGUCGCCCCCGACUCGCAGAGCAAGCUGCAGAAGGAGUAUUUCGAUGAACACUUUGGACCAUUCUACCGUCCCGAGCAGAUCUUUGUCACAGCCUUACCAGAGGCCUGGAGCGACGAGCGUACGGAUUUUUCGGCAUCGGCUGCAAACAAGCCGUCGGUCCUGUCCUGGGAGCACUUGAAGUAUUGGCUCGACGUAGAAGCCGACAUUCGGUCGCUGCGCUCCGAACCGAAUGGGUACACACUUGAUGAUGUAUGCUUCAAGCCAGCCGGGCCUGACGGAUACUGUGUGGUUCAGUCCGUCGCCGCAUGGUUUGGAAACGACCUCGACGCGUAUGACGAGGACACAUGGGCGUCGCAUCUCCUUGACUGCGCCAACUCACCAGUUGAGUGUCUACCUGACUUCCAGCAACCCCUUGCACCUCAGUACGUCCUUGGAGGGAUUCCAGACGGUGACGACCCUAAGAAGUACCUGGACUCCGAGGCUCUCGUCGUCACGUUUGUCGUCUCUGACUCGCUGGAUCCGGAGGUACAGGAGAAGGCGAUGGAGUGGGAGCGUGCAUUACGAGACUACCUGCAACGGCUUAGCGAACGGGCAGCCAUGGAGGCAGGGCUCGAAGUCGCGUUCUCCACCGGAGUGUCGUUGGAGGAAGAGAUAAACAAGAGCACGAACACAGACGUGAAGAUUGUGGUCCUCUCGUAUGUUGCUAUGUUCCUGUACGUCUCCCUCACCCUGGGCAGUGGUACCCAGAUGGGUCGCGAAGAAGGCGCCAUCGCAUCCCUCGUCCGCUGGGCCAGGAACCUGCCCAAGUUCUUCAAACACCAAGGGAUUUCAUCCUCCUCGCUCUCGAUCAGCUCCCUGGACGAGCCCACCAUCUUCCCGCGACUUCCCCGCAAGCUCUUCGUUGGUUCCAAGUUCUCGCUCGGGCUCUUCGGUAUCCUGCUCGUCAUCAUCUCGUGCAUGUGCUCUGUCGGACUGUUCUCGUUCUUCGGCGUGAAAGUGACGCUCAUCAUCGCGGAGGUCAUCCCCUUCCUCGUCCUCGCCGUCGGCGUCGACAACGUCUUUAUCCUUGUGCACGAGCUCGACAGGCAGAAUCUCCUUCAUGGCCCGAACGCAGCGGCGGUGACGCAGGGCUUCGGGUACGGUGAUGCGCCUAUGUCGCCGACACAGUCCCAGUCGCGGUCGCAGUUCGAGGGUGGCCGCUCUCGGGAAGAUUCAGUCGAUGCAGUUUCGACGCCGCUGUAUCUGUCUGCAGAAGAACGUGUUGCGAGGACACUUGCUAAGAUGGGGCCGUCCAUCUUGCUGAGCACCAUCACGGAGACACUUGCAUUCGCUUUGGGUGCACUGGUGCCUAUGCCGGCUGUCCGAAACUUCGCGUUGUAUGCUGCAGGUAGCGUGCUCUUCAAUGCACUCAUGCAGGUGACCGUCUUCGUGAGCACGUUGGCUCUGGACUUGAAGCGCGUCGAGGCCAGUCGCGUCGAUUGUUUCCCAUGCGUUAAGCUGCCUACUCGGAUCGCAUUGGAGGAUCCCCCUACUGGCAGCGGCCUCGGCAUGAUCGCACGAUUCAUACGUCGACACUAUGCGCCGUUCAUACUCAAACCUGUGGUGAAAUUUAUAGUGCUGCUGACAUUCCUCGGGAUUUGCUUUGCCUCGAUCAUCUCGAUGCAACACGUCGAGCUCGGCUUUGACCAAAGACUGGCUCUGCCAUCCGAGUCAUACCUGAUUCCCUACUUCGACAGCGUUGACUCCUAUUUGGAGAUUGGACCCCCGGUUUACUUUGUCGUGCACGACGUCGACGUCAAGCAGCGAGAAGGCCAGCAGAACAUUUGUGGUCGCUUUACAACAUGUGACGAUUUCUCCGUUGCUAACAUCCUUGAGGCCGAGCGCAAGCGGUCGCAAUCGUCGUUCAUCGCCGAACCGGCCGCUUCAUGGAUUGAUGACUACUUCAACUGGCUCGAUCCUGGCCACGAAAAGUGCUGCCGGGUGCGCAAACGCAGCCCUGACGUCUUCUGCAGGGACACAGACUCCCCAAGGCUCUGCAAGAUGUGCUACGAGGACCACGACCCAGUAUGGAACAUCACCAUGGAGGGCCUGCCUGAGGGCGACGAGUUCAUGCGGUACGUCCGGCAAUGGCUCGUCUCACCGACAACGGAGGACUGCUCGCUCGCUGGGAAGGCGUCCUUCGGGACCGCGCUCGCGUUGUCGGAGGACGGCGCGGAUGUCGUCGCGUCGCACUUCCGCACAUUCCACACGCCACUCAAGUCCCAGGCGGACUUCAUCAAUUCGUUCGCGGCCGCCCGCCGCAUCGCGGACGACCUCUCCGCGCGCACCGGCAUGUCUGUCUUCCCGUACUCGCUGCACUACGUGUUCUUCGACCAGUACGCGCAUAUCAUCGCGAUCACGGAGCAGAUCCUGGGGCUGGGCUUGGGCGCGGUCCUGCUGGUGACAGCGUUGAUGCUCGGGUCGUGGCGUACGGGGGUCAUUGUCACUGGAGUGGUUGCGCUCACCGUGGUCAGUGUGAUGGGCGUGAUGGGCGUAUGGGGUAUCAUGCUCAACGCGAUCAGUCUGGUAAACCUGGUCAUCUCGCUCGGCAUUGCAGUGGAGUUCUGCGCGCACGUCGCCAGGGCGUUCAUGAGUGCCGGCUCAGGUCUCCCCGUCGACCACCCUGCAGGCCAGAAAGAGCGGGACGAGCGGAUGUGGACCGCUCUCGUCGACGUGGGGCCUUCGGUGCUGUCUGGCAUCACGUUCACGAAGCUCAUCGGGAUGUGCGUCCUCGCAUUGACCCGCUCAAGAUUCCUAGAGAUAUACUACUUCCGCAUGUGGAUCACUCUCAUUAUCUCGGGGGCUCUGCACGGACUGGUCCUGCUGCCCGUUGUACUCAGCUUCGCGGGAGGGCCUGGGUUCCCUCUGCAGGAGGCAGAUGAGGAGUGGAUGUCGCAUGCAAUACGGCAUGACUACGAAUACACGCCCUUCCUUGCGGAUGAUGACUCAAUAACCAGCGACUAAUGCCUAAUACCCGAUUUUUGGACAUGAGAUAGAUUAUCUGUACAUUAGCACACAUGCUGAACGAAUAGUCCCUGGGUACAAGCAACAUUUUUGGGAGUACGAAAGCAAUCUCUC
Rhodofomes roseus is the source of this 4431-nucleotide messenger RNA. RefSeq names its product patched family-domain-containing protein. Gene Ontology annotation, cellular component: membrane. The record is from RefSeq and is a predicted model, not a curated record. The transcript is spliced from 6 exons. The coding region runs from base 118 to 4317 and encodes 1399 amino acids. NCBI's taxonomy places the organism in Eukaryota, Fungi, Basidiomycota, Agaricomycetes, Polyporales, Fomitopsidaceae.